AUGGCGACGACCUGCGACCUCGCACUCGGCAUCCCCAUGCAGGCAUUGAAUAUCAACCAGACGCCGGCCGAAGCGGCUCAAGUCGACUUCUUCGAGCGCUUCCCGCCGGUGUUGCUGAACAAGAUCUACGAGCAAUGCUUCAAGUCCGAAUUGCCGAUCCGCCUUGCGCUGGUGGAGGAUGAGUACGGCAAGCGAGUCGCCAUCCACAACACCUGGGAGGUCUCGCCGCCGAUGGUCGUGCUUCUCGCCACCUGCCAGCGCAUCCACAGUAAGUCCAAACAUCACCAUUGACUACAAGAUCUCGCUAAUAACUCCGACGUUCGACUCCAGGCCAAGCUGUCGCACACCUCUACAGCGAUAACACGUUCACCAUCUUCAACGACACCCGCGCUCUCACUUUAUUCGUGACUAAGAUCAAGCGCAACAAUAAGUACCUGCGCAAGAUCAACCUUGAGGUAAGUCGGAGAAGUACAGCAGUAGUAGUAGGAGCAGCAGCAGCAGCAGCAGCAGCACCGCCGGCGGCGGCGGUAAGGUAGGAGAGCAGAGCAGAUCAACACAUCAAAAGGACGCGUGCGCAUUGUCUGCACUCGUCUUCGCGUGGCGCGUGACCGACGCGACAACAGCAGAGAGCAUGCGCGCCGUAACAGAGCAGAGCAACAGCACCGACCGCUCCGGCGCCACCGACCAGACUCAUACUGACCGCACACCUCCAGACCUUUUCGCCAGUCAACUUCACCCUGCAGACCGCCCUCCCCUCUCUCCGACACCGUACCCACGCCCUCACCUCCCUCACCCUCACGAUCCCAGACCCCUACCCAGGCCACCUCAAGCUCCCAUCACCAAGCUGGUUCGCCCUCGCCCUCGAACCCUGGAUGAAGGAAUGCGUAAUCGUCCGCCAAGACGCGGGCCAAUCGGUAAGCUGGCAAAUUCUCAACAUCAUCCAUUUCGUACCUGUCAAGACCAUCAGCGAGGACAUGGACCAGCAGCGCAUCGCUUGGAGCACCUUCAACUUCGACACGGCGGUGAAGAUGGAGAUGCAGAGGUUGUUGGAGGUUCAGCAGGAGGGUUGGAAGUUUUCUUGA
Lecanosticta acicola is the source of this 1082-nucleotide messenger RNA. Lineage: Eukaryota; Fungi; Ascomycota; Dothideomycetes; Mycosphaerellales; Mycosphaerellaceae. The record is from the annotation of a GenBank genome assembly.